AUGCGCCGGCACGAAGACGGCACUGUCUGGAUCGAAGAUUGUUCGCGAUACGGCACAUGGAUGUUUACGCCAUCGGAGGGGGAUUCUAAGCUCACAAAGGACCUACGGUUUACUCAGCUGACAGAUCAACCCGCGCGACUCUUCGACGGCUCUCGAGUGUGGCUGGGAAGCCCAGACGAGCCCUCUUCAAGUGGGUUCGAAUACAUCGACCUUUAUAUUCGCAAUCCAUUUCUUCGCAAAUAUGGCUACGAUAGGCGGGUUGCCUCUGGCGCGUUUGGUCACGUAUCGAGAAUAUUUUCUAGAGAGGACCCAAGUCAACUGUACGCCGUCAAGGUUUUGGAUUACAACCGCGUCGACGGAGCGAGCAGCCGAAGCGAUUGCCUCCAGGAGGUCAAAUUGCUCAAGCUGGGCGGUACUCAUCCCGGCGUCUGUUCGCUACUGGAGUCCUUUCACGAUGAGAUGAACGAGAAGUUCUAUUUGGUUCUGGAGUACAUGCCAUCCGGUAGCCUGCAGUCAUAUUAUAUGGGUCGUCAUGCUGCCUCAUGGUCAGAAGUCCGCACGAUCAUGAAGCAGCUUACAGACGCCAUUGCCCAUCUUCAUCAUCGUCACAUCAUCCACCGCGAUAUCAAGCCAGACAACAUACUCAUCAAAUCCCUGCAGCCGCUUGAAGUUGUAGUCGUGGAUCUGGGGCUGGCACAACAUUCGGUUGCUUCCCGAAUGCAUAGUAUCGCUGGUACACCCCAGUAUAUGGCGCCCGAGGUCUUCGUCAAAGGAGGAGACUUCGCCGCUGGGUAUACGAAUAAGGUUGAUUGCUGGGGCCUGGCUAUGACUGGGUUUCACAUAGCGGUCACGCAUAGCCUUAUUGGAUUGCAGGAAAGGUUAUGGGUCCCUGGUAUCCAUGACCGGAAGCUUCCCCGCCCGGAUUGGGAGAAAUUCUUCGCGAAAAGUCCCAGCAGGAGCGCCCUGGAAUUUUUUAGGAAUAUGAUCUGCAACGACCCCACGCAGCGCUGGCCUAGCAAAGUCGCUAAUAAGUGCCAAUGGCUAUCGAGAGUGCAGGCUCAACCACCGAGCGACAAGUUUGAGCUUCAGGCUACAGCCCCUCUUCCUCGUUCUGUCAUCCCCGCUCCCGUCGAUCAGAACAAGACACUUCUCGAGGCACUGGAGCAACUACGCGUCCUGCCAUCACUGGAAGACAAGGCUUAUGAAUACGCGCCACCGCCGCCGGAUGCUCCAGUCCGACGUCGCCCGCGACGGUCGCCUCGUCUCAUAGCCGGGACCCCGGUGGCCCCGGAGGAGGCGCAGGCCUUGCCCAAGCGCAAGAAACGAGUUGCGGGUCAGGCCGGUCAGGCAGCACCUUCGAGUCUUCCGGAUCAGGUGGCGAACGGUGGACGGAAGAAAGGAGCGAAGAGGUCAUAG
This is a messenger RNA of Peniophora sp. CBMAI 1063, 1416 nucleotides long. NCBI's taxonomy places the organism in Eukaryota, Fungi, Basidiomycota, Agaricomycetes, Russulales, Peniophoraceae. The record is from the annotation of a GenBank genome assembly.